AUGUCAACUAGUAUUGAUCUGCACGACCGCCAUACGUGGGACGACGCUGCACUGAUCGAUUCAUGGGAAGAGGCUUUAGCUGAGUACAAGAAAUACCACAGCAUUCGAGCGCAAGGCAAGCGUCUUGAAGAUGUACUGACAGAAGAGGAGUUGAGGGAGCUGAGAAAGGAGCAUGGGGAUCUGGUUGAAGCAGAAACCAGGCCAAACGUUGCCGAUGGAAACAACCACGCGGAUCAAGUGCCUCCCGAAACAGAGAAUGGGGCCUCUGCUACGCAGGAGGGAGCUCAGGCAGAGGAGCCAGCAGCUUCCGGGCAUCAAUGGCAGCCAAGUGAUACAGAUAUUCCAGCCCCUCCACAGGCUAUGCUCGGACAAGUUCAAGAUGAGAACCUGAAGAAUCUUAUGAUGUCCUGGUACUACGCUGGCUACUACACCGGACUUUACACCGGACAGCAGAAGAAGUCGCAGGAGUGA
Messenger RNA from Westerdykella ornata, 471 nucleotides. RefSeq lists its product as uncharacterized. The coding region runs from base 1 to 471 and encodes 156 amino acids. NCBI's taxonomy places the organism in Eukaryota, Fungi, Ascomycota, Dothideomycetes, Pleosporales, Sporormiaceae. The transcript has 5 exons. The record is from RefSeq and is a predicted model, not a curated record.